Hibiscus syriacus is the source of this 2736-nucleotide messenger RNA. RefSeq names its product apoptotic chromatin condensation inducer in the nucleus-like. The transcript has 6 exons. The record is from RefSeq and is a predicted model, not a curated record. Lineage: Eukaryota; Viridiplantae; Streptophyta; Magnoliopsida; Malvales; Malvaceae. Bases 183 to 2333 code for a protein of 716 amino acids. Gene Ontology annotation, molecular function: nucleic acid binding.
UUUUUCUUUGUUUCCGAUAACCUUGUCUUUGUUGAAAACUAGGGUUUGCUCUAAUGGUGGGUUUCGUCUGUUGCAAUUAGGCCGUGUCUGGGAGAUUUUAAUUUCUUCUGUAAGAGAAGUGCGGUUGUAGUGGCGUCCUAAAUAUAUAAUCUUGUUUUGAAGGUGAGAUUUGUUUGGAAAAGAUGUCAUCAAAGUACCAAAUACUUGACAAUAGACCGAUUGAUCAAUGGAAGGUUACUGAGUUGAAAGAAGAGCUUAAAAGGAGGAAAUUGACAACUCGGGGCUUGAAGGAGGAUUUGGUAAAACGUUUGGAUGAAGCUCUUCGAAUAGAGAGGGAAAAUACUGAAAAUGAGGAAGAUAAUGGUUUAAAUUCUGAUACACAGCCUAUAGAUGAGGGAGGGAUUGAAAAGGUUAUGUCGGAUAUUGCUGAGACAGUUAAAGAUGUUGUGGAUCAUAGUGGAAGUGAGAUCAAGAAGGAGAGUAGGGUGAAGGUUCAGGUUGACAUUAAUGAGAGUGCAGCUGCUUUGGGUCACGAAGGAGUUCUGGUAAGGGACAGCAUGGUGCAAGAGGAGCUCAUUGCUCAAGCUACCACUGUUCAGACUGAGAUAACAGUUACCAAGGAUGUGGUAUCUGAGGUAUCGAUGGUUGGACAACCACAAGAUUUGCAGAGCUCAGGACAAAACGAGGAUGUGAAUACUGAUAUCAAAUUGGAGUCUGAGGAUCCUAAGCUCCAGUUGGAGACUGAGGAUCCAAAGGCCUGGUUGAAGAAUGAGGACCCAAAGCCUCAGGUGCAGAAUGAGAGUCCAAAGGCUGAAGAACCCAAGGGCGAGCUGGAGUGUGUGGGUUCAAAGCCUCAGCUGGAGAGUGAUGAUUUGAAGCCCCAACUGGACAUUGAAGAUUCGAAGGUGCACCCGGAGAAUGAUGAUUCAAAAGCUGCACAUGAGGAUGACAUGCGUGAUUCUUCUGCUCCGAACAUCCAGGUAUCUGAGGUCAGCCCUAAUUUAGGGUUUCAAGUAAAAUCUGAUUCUAUUCCUACUGAUUCUGUGUCAAAUAAUGAAAAGAUUGAAAUAAAGGAUAACAUAAUUGCUGAUAAUGUCAAAUUAGACCUAGAUGUUAUAAAGCCAGAGAUGGUGGAACCACCAUCCAGCAAUGUUGUCCCAGGUAGUGGUGAAUCACAUCCAAUGGAUGUUGGAGGACCACCUGAGAUCAAGGCACCUGUUGAUGAAAGAGAUGACAAGAAUGCUACAAAUGUAGACAUGAGCAAUAAAAAUGAUAGUGCAGAGAUGGCAUACUCAGAAAAAUUAAAUUUAGAUAGAAGUUCUGGCGAUGACUCUAUGGAGGAGGAUGUGCUUGAGAGUAAACAAAUUGAUUCUAAAUAUAGUACCGAUGAAACGGGAGUAAAGAGAGAAAAAAAUGGAGUACCUAUUAUCAAGGAGAAAAGUUAUGUUCGUAUUAUAGGAGAUGAUUUAUCUGCAGAUAAAAAGAACGUCUUUGUUGAGAAUAAGAGCGGUUCUUUUGUUCCUGCCGGAAAAAGAAAGCUUCAUGAUCAGGAAACUGUUGAGAACAACGAGCUAUCAAAAAGACGCAAAUGGAACUCUGACAAUAUAAAAGUUCCAGAACAUCAAGGUUCCAAUCUUAUCCCCACCAGCACACCUAAAGGCACAACUCAACCUACUGCUUUCAGACGCAACUUCUCUAGAUCAGACUCAAUGGCAAGUGAAGAUACACCUAAGGAACGAGUUGUUCCCCCUUCUCAAAAAGCUCCAACAACUUCCCUCAGAAUUGAUAAUUUUGUUCGCCCUUUUACCUUGAAAGCUGUACAAGAAUUUCUUGGGAUAACUGGGACUGUAACGAGUUUCUGGAUGGACCACAUUAAGACCCAUUGCUAUGCCACAUAUUCUUCUGUAGAAGAAGCAAUAGACACACGAAAUGCUGUUUACAACCUGCAAUGGCCACCUAAUGGUGGACGUCUAUUGGUGGCAGACUUUGUUGAUCCACUGGAAGUUAAAACUCGGGUUGAUGUUCCACCUCAGACUCCAACUACUCCUGGGACUUAUGGUUCUACAGCUCCUCAAGCUCAACCUGCUUCUCAGCCCCAGCCUUCACCUCGUCAACAGAUUUCUAGACCGCAGCUACCACCACCGCCUUUGUCUAACCCUACACCAGUUAGAGAACGGCUCCCUCUUCCGCCACUACCUCCUGAGAAACUAGAUCCUCCUAUUGUCACUCUGGAUGAUCUGUUUUGGAAAACCAAAGCAACUCCCCGGAUCUAUUAUUUGCCAUUGUCAGAUGAACAAGUUGCAGCAAAGCAAGCAGAGAGGGCAGAAACAUGAAGCCGUAGUUUUCUUAUUGGUUGGUGUGUAUGUUAGAUACUGGUAAGAAAGUGUCACAUAAUUGCAUCUUUGCAGGUCUGCAGGUUUUGCUUAAUUUGAAGGAAUUAUUCAUGCCAUGAGGAGGGAUCGUAUCUGGUGAUGGCUAUCGGUUAUCUGACAGCUACUUUGGGCUUGAGUUUUAAGUUCCAUAUAGCAUUAGAAUCCAUCAAACUUAGAGCUCUCUUUUGUAAUGGAUUGUUGAUUCUCUUUUGUCCGAGUUUAGUUCACUUUUAUGCCUGAUUUUGUAGAAUCGAACUCUGGAUGUUGUUUUCCUUGUGUUAGUUAAAAGAGUAGGGAGACUCCCCGGUAUUAUUAUCAUGUUCUCCAACUCGUUUGAUGAUUGUGUAGUUUCAGUUGGGGUUUU